Chaetomium fimeti is the source of this 816-nucleotide messenger RNA. RefSeq lists its product as uncharacterized. The record is from RefSeq and is a predicted model, not a curated record. Gene Ontology annotation, cellular component: mitochondrial matrix. The transcript has 2 exons. Bases 116 to 466 code for a protein of 116 amino acids. Lineage: Eukaryota; Fungi; Ascomycota; Sordariomycetes; Sordariales; Chaetomiaceae. Gene Ontology annotation, biological process: mitochondrial proton-transporting ATP synthase complex assembly.
CGCCACGAACAACCACCACCUCUCCGAUCACAAGCAAACAAGCAACGUCCAACCCAACACCAACCUCAACCUCACCAAUCACCACCCCAAUCCCAACAACCCCCCGCCCAAAACAAUGGCAACCACCCGCUCCCUCUACCGCUCCCUCCUCCGCGAGCUCCCACCGCGACCCCUCCUCAGCACACCGCGCGCCCCUCUCCACCAGCGCCUGCGCGACAACUUCCAGCAGCAGUCCGCCUCCGCCUCCGCCUCCGCCCCGCCCGCCGAGCUGCAGGCGGCCCAAGCCGAACAAUACGUGGCCUACCUGCGCGCCCAGCGCACCUACGUGACGCUGCUAGAGCGCUAUAACCCGGGCAUGGGCAUGGACGAGGAGGAGCGCGUAAGGUUGACGGCGCGGCGGGUGGGGAUGGAUUUGCCGGUGGAGUAUGAUGUGGAGGGGGAGGGAGAUGUGGAGGGGGGGAAGUAGAGUGGUGGGAGGUGGAAGAUCAGAAGGGGGAAAAUGUGAGGGGGUUACGUUGUAUGAAAGGGUGCGUUGGGUAUAUAUCUGGGCUCAUCACUCGGCGUUUGGAGAAGGGGGUUGGUUUCUUGGGAUUGCUUUGGCUUUGGCUUUGGCUCAAGGGUUCUGUGAGUGGAGAAAAAGAAGCAGGUUGAGAAGCUGUAUAUCAGUCGAACAUGUACAUUUGCAUACAACGCCCGCCGCGAGGUCAGCGGUGCCGAGAGGACGGGACAUACUCCAAUACAACAAUUGCCAAAUACCUUUACCAUGGCGCACCGGAGAUGGGACUUGUGAUGAGACGCACGAGACGUCCGCCCCCG